This is a messenger RNA of Cuscuta campestris, 1029 nucleotides long. Lineage: Eukaryota; Viridiplantae; Streptophyta; Magnoliopsida; Solanales; Convolvulaceae. The record is from the annotation of a GenBank genome assembly.
AACUAAUGCAAUUUUUACCCAAUUUCAUAUCAAUUUAAACUCAUAUUCACACAAUUUCAAUUAAAUUUCAUAAAAAAUGCACUAAAUUUCACACAAACAAAUUCAAUUUCACAAAAAAUUACAAUAAUAAUAAAUUGUAUAAAAUUAAACUAAAAUACCUUGAGAGGAAGAGGAUGUCAGGUGGGGGAAGAUGGCGGUCGAGACACUGGCAGCGGCGGCGAGGAGGGAGGGAGACACUGGCUGUCGAAGGCGAGGCAAGGAGGGAGACACUGGCUGCGCGAGCCCAGGGGGAUUGGCAGCCUAACCUUAGCGUAAAGUUGCCGCAAACGUCGAUCCAUAAAAGAAGAGAGAGCGAAAAGCUCAGACUGAGAUUUUGCGGAGAGAUCAGAUCGAUCGAGAUCGCGAGAAUGGAUCCGGACGCACUGGCGAAGGCGUUUGUCGAGCACUACUACUCCACCUUCGACUCCAAUCGCGCCAAUCUGGCCGGUCUCUACCAGGAAGGCUCCAUGUUGACAUUCGAGGGCCAGAAGAUUCUCGGCUCCGCCAACAUCGUCAGCAAGCUCACCGGCCUCCCCUUCCAGCAGUGCAAGCACAACGUCACCACCGUCGACUGCCAGCCAUCUGUCACUCAAGGCGGCUUCAUCGUCUUCGUCAGUGGCAGCCUCCAACUCGCCGGCGAGCAGCACGCCCUCAAGUUCAGCCAGAUGUUUCACUUGAUGCCAACACCCAAUGGAAGUUUUUACGUGCACAAUGACAUAUUCCGCUUGAACUAUGCAUGAAGGAUCUGGAUACUAGUGUCUAUUGGGGUUUGUGUUUCAUGAUGGAAAUGUCAACAAAAACAAUUGAAGAAAAUUGGCAUGCUUCUAGGUGUCAGAUGAUACUUUGGUUUCGAAUGUGUUUUGUUUGUCUUGGUUACUACUAAUAUUUCAGUUUUGAUUCAAAUCGACUGAUGAAUUUGAUGAUCACUGUUUAGCCUGUAUCUUACUAUGGCACAGAUAAGAGAUUCAGCGGCUGGUUUUUCUAUUACUU